GGAGAGGGGUGUGAGUUGCAGCCGCUGGCUCUCCGAGCUCUGCCGCCUGCUUGCGGCCGCGUCCUCCCAGAGGCUGCUGCCGAGGCCGCGAGAGUCGCGGCGGUCUCUGCCUCAUUGUGUGCCCUGCUGACCUUCGCCCUUGGUGCUCCCGGCGGCCGCGCUCACGCAUGGUGAACUAAGUACCUGGCUGGCCCCGCUUUCUGCUGAAAGCAUCCUGAAGUGCCAGAUAAAAUCAUUGUAAAUGCAUCCAUGUUCUGGCCAAAAGUAAAGAACCUAGGCCAAACGCCUAAGUGGAAAUCCUUGAAGUAAACUGCAGUCUGAAGCUGGCCAUUCCCCUGGGACCUAUAAGAGUAAAUGGGUCCAGUAAUUGGAAUGACUCCAGAUAAAAGAGCUGAAACUCCAGGAGCUGAGAAGGUAGCAGGACUGAGCCAGAUUUACACAAUGGGAAGCUUACCUGAAGCUGCUGACGCCGCCAGGCCAGAGGCUGCGCUUGUGGGCAAUGAGUCAGCAGAUGAUGAGCUGACGAGCUUGAACUGGCUUCACGAAAGUACCAAUCUGCUUACAAACUUCAGCCUGGGCGGUGAGGGCCUUCCGGGGCUGAGCCCCCUGUAUGACAUCGAGGGUGGGGUUGUGCCAUCCCACAGACCACCCUGCCACCAGAACCCAGACAACAAAGCAACCUCCUCAAAACCGCCAUAUUCCUUUAGCCUUCUCAUUUAUAUGGCUAUUGAACACUCUCCAAAUAAAUGUUUGCCUGUCAAAGAAAUUUAUAGCUGGAUUCUGGACCGCUUCCCAUAUUUUGCUACUGCGCCAACGGGAUGGAAGAAUUCUGUUCGUCAUAAUCUGUCCCUGAAUAAAUGUUUUCAGAAAGUGGAACGAAGCCAUGGCAAGGUUAAUGGAAAAGGUUCUUUGUGGUGUGUUGAUCCAGAAUAUAAACCCAAUCUUAUGCAGGCACUGAAGAAGCAGCCUUUUUCCUCUCCACAAAGUGGUUCUUUAUCACCUCACUACUUAAACUCUGUUCUCAAGCAGGACCAGGUACAAACCCUCAAAGAAUCUGAUAUUGAUGCUGCCACUGCAAUGAUACUUUUAAAUACUUCUAUAGAACAAGGGAUUUUAGAAUGUGAGAAGCCUCUUCCUCUGAAAACAUCCCCACAGACAAAGCGGAGCUACGGCCUCGCCUUCAGUCAUCCCAGUGCUGGAUGCUUGCAGGAGAGCAGCUCCCUAGCCACCAGCACUGACCCGAAGGAAGAUCACAACUACAGUGCCAGUGGCUCAGGGGUGCCGCGGUGCGCCUCCAGGUUGCGCGUGUCCUCCCUGUCCUCUGUCGAUGAGGUGUACGAGUUCAUCCCGAAGAGUAGCCACACAGGCAGUGACGGCAGUGAAGGCUUUCGCAGUGAAGAAGACACGGACGGUGACUAUGACGAGGACCCUCUUGGAGACAGUGGCUAUGUGGCACAGGCCUGUGCAGACCUCGCCCGCGAAGGGCAGCUGGGCAAAAAGAUGCGGAAACAGUCCUGUCAGGAGAUUGAUGAGGAGCUCAGAGAGGCAGCUGGGUCUCUGCUGCACCUUGCUGGAAUCCGUACGUGCCUCAGCUCCCUCAUAGGUACUGCAGUAAUGCAAAGUCAGAAGCAGUGGAAAAAAUAGGAGUACUGGUUAGUGUGAAGUUAUUUAGGGUGUGGCAGUGCUCUUCUGCUUAUCCCUCCCAAGGGAGACCAAAGCCAUAAUGGACUUUCUCAGUUUUUCGGGUGGGGGAAGGGUGCCAAGUACUUGACUCUCUUAAAACAUUUUGGUAACUUUUUUAAAAUAUUUUUUUUAUUGAACAAUUGCUGUUAGGAUCAUGCCCAAUCAUAAAUAUGUGAUAUAAAAGCCUAAAAGCAUAGCUUUUACGGUGUCUCCAACAUUUGGAAAUGUUUAACAUAAGAAAAUCCCCAGUCUCUCUUAAAGGAAAAAUCUCUUAUUCUGUUAAUACAUCAAAAUGAAAGAUUUGGUAACUCUCUUUUUUUGUUUUCCUUUCUAUUCUGUAAUUAACUGUACUUGCUGAUCCAGGUAAAAAAUUUACUGAUAAUCUUUCCCAUAUAUUCCUCUCCUGACAGUCUAGUAGGAUUCCAUGGAUUUUUUUGUCUUUUUUAUUUUAAAUUAUUUUUGCUGCAGCAUGAGCAAUGUCCAGUACAAAUUGGAAGACAUCCUAGAUGUCUAGGAAGUUCCUUUUGGUUAACGUAAGUAAAAAAUACAACAAAAAGUUCUAAGAUUUAGAAAAAGUAGUUUUGGAGUAUGAUUUCAUCUCAGUACUCUAAUUGCUAUUAUGAUAUAGAAGUCUCUAUGAAAUACUUUUAUUUAACAGAUACUGCAUAGCAUUCAUUGGGCCCCUUUUACUGCUUCCCAAAGUGCUUUGCAACCUUUAGUUAAAUUUUAGCCACUCACUGUCUUUGUUGAAUAGGAAUUAUCCAACAAGAGGAUAUAGCCAUAGAGUGGGUAAUGGAGUCAUAUCCAUGUUGGCAUAGUUUUGCAAUAAGAAGACCUUUAAGUUGCUUUCUAAAUACACUGCAUUCGGAGAGUCUUAUAGUAGGAAUGGAGUGUAAUAAAACAUUUUCAGUAAUUACUACUUAUGUUAUCAUUAGCUAAGAUAGGUGAUUUAGGAAAAAAUUUCCUUCCAAUUUUUGUAUGAGUUAUAAUAGCUGAAUUAACUUUUAAAAGAUGUAAUGAAACUGUAGAGAAAAAAAUACCUUCAGGGAUUUAAAACUCAUACAAAAUUAGCCCUUAUACAGUACUCCUCAAGGAGGCAGUGUAAUGCUCCUGUGUGCCAUUAAUCCAUGCCGAAAGAUUUUAUAGUAUUCCAGAAGUGCACUAAGAUAUUUUAAGUAUUUGAACAAAGUCUGCUUGUGUGAGAUAGUUUUUCAUAUAAUUUACGUAGUCCCACUGUGGUAUUCAGAAAACAGCAAGGGACACUGAUGCUGAAGUGCACUGUCCGCGCGCACGCGUAGGUCCUUUGCCGGAGUGGAGCAGCUCUCCAGAAGCAUCUUGUCUGCUGGUGCAUCCUGUGUCACACAUACACAGUGAGCGUCUCUUCAUCUUUCUCACGAUUUAUAUCUGUACACGUACAGUGCCAGGCUCGUAUUAAUUUCCUGCUUUCAGCUGUUUUUAUGACAAAACAUUUUCAUGAAUUUUUAAAGAGAUGGCUUAUUUUAGCUCUAGGCAAAACUGUCAAAAAUAAUUACAAAAGCAUCUUAUUUCCUUCAAUAAGACUUUAAGCCAAGGAUAACAACAUUGAGGUUUUCUAUUCUUUUUAUGUUAAUUUUAGUUCAAUCUGGAUGGCCAUGUUAAUAAAAUUGGUGCUGUUGAAAUAUAAUAGUUUUUAAUUGUUGAUAAUGUAGGGUGAGGUAUAAGAAAAUUUUCAUUAUAAAUGUCCUUUCUGCAGAAAAUGACUAAUUCAGACUUUUACUAUAAUCAAUAAAAGAUAAAAUUUAUUUGCCACACCGUGAAUAGUAAAUAAAUUACAAAUAAUUUAAUAACAAUAUUUGAAAGUAAGUUGCUGUGUCCCCCGCCCCCCCACGCAGAGCAGUGGCGCCCUGCUUCCCCUGUGCUCGCCCUGCAGCCUUGGGCACCAGAGCUCCUCCUGUCUGCCCUGGGUGCCACUUACGCGUCAGGGCCAUGGUCUAAGACAGCAGAGGAGGACUCGCUCUCGGCUCAAACAGGGUUGUGGCUCAGUAUACAUAAAAACACCUGCAGUAAGUUCUUUGCUUUGUUCCUCCCUCUUCAGGUGCUUUUCCCACAAAUUGAAAUGCAUAAGCUACAUUUGUCACUUGUGAGGCAGUUCAACUGUUGUGCACUAAAAGCUGAGAGAAGUUACACAGUAUUUUACCCGAGUUUUGUACAGGGUUCAGUACAUCACUUUUCAUUUGUUAGUAUACUAUGGUGGUUAUUUUCAAGAGGAAGAAUCAGAUUUUAAUUACAGUACUCUUAGGACUUCAUUGAGAUGCUGACCUGAUUCUUCAGUUGCAUUGGGGUGCACACGUGGCUCCCCCCGCCCCCAGGGGGCCAGCCUAAGGCUUGCUGACUGGGAAUCAUAUGCCCAGUCACUAAUAAAUUUUGCUGUCAUGAGAACAACUUAGGUUAGAGGGAUUACAUAUUUUUUAACUUAUUUUAAAAUUGUGACUUAAACUAAUGUAACUUGCCUUACAUCAAAAAUUAUACAAAUUUUGUUGCAACCAAUACCAAUUUAUAAUAGAUUUCUAGUAAAAAUUUGGUCUUGGCACAAUUAACCUUAAUCUUUCCCAUCCUAGGUAGAAUCAGUGUUUCUUGAAUAUGUGUAUUUUUGGAAUUUAUUUGUGCAAUAUAUUACCAAAUUAGCUAAUAUAUUACUUUUCAGAUUCAGAGAACAAAAACAUCCAUAUUCAUGGAAAAGCUAACUAUUGGUGGAUCGCCUCCCUUUUUCUACCUUUGAGCUUUUCCUGUCCUGACCGCCAGUGCGACUUCUCUUAACUUAGAGUGCCUAGAGAUUGUAAAGUUUGGUGUAUAAAUGUAUCUCUUUUGCUACUUUCUGAGGCAUUAUGUAAAAGGUUCAUACUAGAUAAUUAAAUGUACAUUAGCAUUACUCAAAGCUAGAGAGAGUGUUGAGGAGGGGGUGUGUCAGUCGGCUCACCAGGAGGCCCUUCCCAAAAGUUUAAGCAACAGAGUAGUACCAGAUGUGAGUAUUGUACAAAGCUAUGAAAAGCUGUCUUAACUGCUCUAGUAACUUGACACCCUUUUGUUGGGGGGACUGUAGUAUUUAAGAAACUUUUGAGACUUUCUGGUUUACAUAUACUUUAUAGUUUUUAUUAGUUUUAAAUGUGUAAGCUUUGAUUUAAGGUUUACUUCAAUGUUAAUGAUGUAGUCAAGAUAUUUAUUGAAAGGCAAAAAUAAUAGAGUAUUUUAAUAUUAUACCUGCCAUUUUUUCCUUUACAUCUAACUGCCAGUGCCAUUGUUAAAACUUGGUUUUAAAAUUGUACAUUUUAUUAAACUGCUUAAUUUUCAAGUAUUAUGUUCCCAUCAUAUAGUGUAUAAAAAUGUAUAAUUGCCAAUUCAUUAUAACUUAUUUAUUUUUAAAUGAAAGUAUAAGAAUGCUUUCUGACUGAAGAAACUUGUUGACCUGUUUCUUUUCAGUGUAAUGUAGAGCCUGUCCUGGUCUGGGUUGUAACUGCCAUAGACGACAGUCACAGUGAGCCACUUCUCAGUCGCCAGUCUUUGCUCAUAUUAAAAACAACUUACGAAUGUUUAGUUUUUGUAUCUAAUCUCUGAUUAUUAAAAUGUUUAUAAAGUUUAUUUUUACCAAAGAGAUACAAUUCAUUAUGAUAAAGUAUUGCAGAAUAAACUUCAUUUUAUAACA
Messenger RNA from Octodon degus (degu), 5362 nucleotides. RefSeq names its product forkhead box N2 (gene Foxn2). Gene Ontology annotation, biological process: regulation of DNA-templated transcription. NCBI's taxonomy places the organism in Eukaryota, Metazoa, Chordata, Mammalia, Rodentia, Octodontidae. Gene Ontology annotation, molecular function: cis-regulatory region sequence-specific DNA binding; DNA-binding transcription factor activity. The transcript is spliced from 7 exons. The record is from RefSeq and is a predicted model, not a curated record. Gene Ontology annotation, cellular component: nucleus. The coding region runs from base 355 to 1644 and encodes 429 amino acids.